AGACUAACGGCUCAAUUUUGAAUUUGCAGCUAAUGACUUCUUCGUUGAAGCGUUCCCGCGUCGAAUGUGACCCGGACUCGAAGGUUUUAUUCAAGUCACGAAACGAGUGUUCUAUUAUAUCACGACGACAUGUUGCAAAGGUGCCACUAGGUUUGGCAAACCUAGGAAAUACUUGUUUUAUGAGUGCUGUGAUACAAGUUCUUUUUCACUUGAAAGAUUUUCGAAAACUUAUUUUAGUUGAAGAGAAUUGGAAAGUAUCUAGCAGGACGAAUAACUAUUCCUACAGUAUUGAGCAGGACUUAGCAAUUGCCAAGUCCUUAAGAAACGUGUUCCUCCAGCUAGAAACAGGUCGAGAAAGUAACGAAAAUCAAACUUAUAUUUCUCCGAUAAGUCUUCAUGCGUGCCUUAAAAAACAUGCCAAUGAACUCUUCAACUUUCAGCAACAAGAUGCUCAUGAGUUUCUGCGAUUUUUACUUGGAAGUAUUCAAAACUUGUUUGCCAGCAAGAAAGAGUCCAGUUUGACACUCAAAGAUAUAAACUCGGUUUCGAGCAGUGGUCAACAACCGAAGGAUCUUAUUGAAGCUUUGUUCGGGGGCUUAGUUGUAACCAAGACACGUUGCUUAGAGUGUGAAAAUGAAACUAGACACGAGGAGACAUUUAUGGACAUUAGCCUUCCAGUUCAUGGACGUCGUUCGAUAAGUUGGGCAAUUUCAGACUGCUGCAGAAGAGAAGUUUUAAUGGGAAACAACAAAUAUGCUUGUGACAACUGCUUAACAUAUACUGAGGCUGAAAAAUACUGGAGUUUUGUCGAACUACCUCCUCUUCUUAUAUUUCAUUUGAAACUCUUCUCAGAAAAUACAAGAAAAGUGAAUCAGGUCACUCCUUGUCCUCUCGAACUGAAGAUGACGAGAUGGUGUGAUUCCAAAGUCCAAAAUGGCUACGAUACUUAUCGAUUAUCCGCAAUUAUAGUUCAUCAAGGCUUUGGUCUAGGUGAAGGUCAUUAUUACGCAUUUGUUUCUUGUUACUUGACAGAUUAUGUACAUUGUUUUAAGCAUGAAAUUACAGAAGACAAUCCUAGUAGCCAUUGCUUUCCAUGGUAUUGCCUUAACGACACUGAAACAUUCAUUAUUUCGGAAUCGGACUUGAUGCAACGAUUAUUUGAGUGUCCUACUUGUGUAGAAACCCCGUAUCUUCUGUUUUACGUGAAGGAAACUUGAAAUGUGCAUAGGUAUGCAAACUGU
Messenger RNA from Galdieria sulphuraria, 1241 nucleotides. RefSeq names its product ubiquitin carboxyl-terminal hydrolase 35/38. The transcript has a single exon. Lineage: Eukaryota; Rhodophyta; Bangiophyceae; Galdieriales; Galdieriaceae. Gene Ontology annotation, molecular function: cysteine-type endopeptidase activity; cysteine-type deubiquitinase activity. Gene Ontology annotation, cellular component: nucleus; cytosol. The record is from RefSeq and is a predicted model, not a curated record. Gene Ontology annotation, biological process: protein deubiquitination. Bases 33 to 1217 code for a protein of 394 amino acids.